This is a messenger RNA of Teleopsis dalmanni, 5171 nucleotides long. RefSeq names its product attractin-like protein 1 (gene dsd). The record is from RefSeq and is a predicted model, not a curated record. Gene Ontology annotation, cellular component: Golgi apparatus. The transcript has 9 exons. Bases 507 to 4526 code for a protein of 1339 amino acids. Gene Ontology annotation, molecular function: protein binding. NCBI's taxonomy places the organism in Eukaryota, Metazoa, Arthropoda, Insecta, Diptera, Diopsidae.
CAAAGAAUUCUUUCAGUGUAUUUCCGCACACACAAAUAAACAUUAACUUCGAGCUGCUGUCAAAAUGAAUUGACAGUAGGCAACUUAGCGUGGUGGCAUCACCACACAAAUGCAGCGACGUUUGUUGAGAAAAUUUGUGCUCAGCUGGAGAAGGAAAAUUUAAUUUGCAAAUAUUUCGUUAAAAUUGUUUAAUUUAACAACAUUAAAAAUAAAAAAAAUGAUUAUGAAAAAUUACUAAAAUAAAUAUGAAUUAGUUUUUAAGUAUAAGAUAAGAUUUGUGUAAAAGUGUGUGAUAGCAAAUAAAUAUAAGUGCGGAAUCAGUGAAAACGCAAAGAAAGCAGGAAAAAUACAUACGCAAAAGGAAAACGAAAAUAUUUUUAAAAAAAAUUAAAUAAAAUUUAUUUGGUAAAAAAUAUAAUCAAUAAUUUAUUAUGAAAGAUGUAAAAUUCAAUGAAAGAAAAAAGGAAAAAUCAAUUUUUUAAAACCCAAACAAUAUAUUUGCAAAAAUGUGUGUGGAACACACGACGCAAAAGGCGACAAAAAGAAAUUAUUAUGGUGCCACAACCGCAGUAGUUUCACUGUCAACACACGCGUCUUCCUCUUGCUUAAUACAUUGCUGCAGCGCUAGCACACAGCGUACGCCCACAUUUAAUGCAAAAUAUAGGCGGAAAUGUCUAUCGUUGCUGGUGUUAUUAAUAUUUAAUGGCUGCUUCAGUAAUCUGCGUCGCACCACAGCCUAUAACUGUACAGCACAUGACGGACAUUGUCAAAACGAUGGCCAGUGUCAAGAAGAUGGACAGUGCUUAUGUGCAGAUGGUUGGCAGGGACCAGACUGCCAAUUCUGUGGUGGCAAAGUAUUAAUGCAUAAUCCAGUCGGUACUAUACACGAUGGUUGGGGUAAUUAUUCAGUAAGUGUUAAAUGCAGUUGGCUUAUAGAUCCACGUCACUCGCACUCCAGCCAUAGACAAAGUACGGAUCCGCCACCCACGAUACGUAUGCAUUUGCAUGAAUUUGCUACAGAAUGUGGAUGGGAUCAUUUGUAUAUAUACGAUGGAGAUAGUGUGGAUUCUCCAUUAUUGGCUGUAUUCAGCGGACUGAUGUAUAGGGGUAAUUUUUCAAUACGGAGUGUGCCUGAAGUAAUUGCACGCUCGGGUACAGCGCUUUUGCAUUUUUUUAGUGAUGAUGCCUAUAAUAUGUCGGGUUUUAAUUUAUCGUACAAAGUAAAUGGUUGUCCAACAAGUUCCGAAGCUUUAAAUUGUUCUGGGCAUGGAAAGUGCGUGGAUGGCACUUGCAUCUGUGAUCCGUUAUAUCGGGGUGAAGCUUGUAAUACAGCGGUAUGUCCAAACAAUUGUUCAGAAGACAAAGACCAGGGAGAAUGCAAAAUUGAAGAAGAAAGGUGCAUUUGUAAGAAAGAAUUUGGUGGCAAUGAUUGUAGUCAGUUAAAAGCAACCGGCGUUUGGUCAACAAUACAUCCCAAACAGUCAACAUCACCGCAAGGAACAGCUUCACAUGGAGCGGCUGUUUGGCGAGAUACACUGCAUAUAAUUGGUGGUGAAUCUUAUGUUCCUGGUGAACUCAUGACUACAUACGAUUUUAACGGUAACGUUUGGGAAACUUUGCAUGUAAAAGAGGCUAGCAGUGCACCCGAAAAACGUUAUGCAGUUUCUACUGUUAUGUAUGGGGAUAAAAUAUUCAUAUACGGUGGUGUAGUAAAAAAUAAAGGCAUAACGAAUGAAUUGUGGGCUUUUGAUGCAUCUGCAAAAACGUGGGAAAACAUAACUGUGAAAACGGAUGCAUGCAAUUUAACAUCGACACCGUAUACAAUGUGUGGUCCCUUACGUGUAGCGGGACAUACGGCAACCUUGGUGCCAGGUUUUGGUGAUAAAAAUAAUUAUCAAUACAUGAUUGUUAUCUUUGGUCAUUCACCACAGUAUGGUUAUCUCAAUACGGUGCAAGAAUUUAAUUUCGGCACACGUGAAUGGAAAAUCGUUGAAACUAAUGGUUAUGUGGUUAAAGGCGGAUUCGGUCACAGUGCUGCUUAUGAUUUAUUAACAGAAAAAGUAUACGUGUAUGGUGGUAUAGUGUCUGAGAGCGAAGCCAGCCAGGUCUUAAGCACAAAGUUAUAUGCUUAUGAACCAUCUACACGUACCUGGACACUUUUAUCAGCAGCACCAAGUGCUAGACUCUUACACACAGCAAAUUUUAUAAAUGAAGGCCUUAUGAUGGUAUUUGGCGGUAACACGCAUAACGACACAUCUCAAAGCUAUGGCGCAAAAUGCUACAGUCAGGACUUGUUAGUUUAUGACGUUUUUUGUGAUUCCUGGCAUAUGCAUGAUAUGCCCGCUCACCUCCAAGCGGAUUUGGCAAGGUUUGGUCAUAGCUCAGCUGUGUUUGAGCAAUCACUCUACAUAUAUGGUGGUUUUAACGGACAACUACUUAAUGAUAUGUUGCGCUAUACUCCAGGUGAUUGCAACUAUUACACAAAACAAGAGAAGUGUACAAAUGCGCGUCCAGGUAUUAAAUGCAUCUGGGAUGUGCAGAAGAUGCUUUGCAUUGCUAUUAAUCAAGUACCGCGCUCAGCCAUAUAUGGUCGCGACCAAUAUGAGUAUGUUGCGUGUCCCCCUAAAAGUCGCAUAACAAUGACUUCGGAAUUGCUUAGUGAUGUGUCACGCUGUCGGGAGCUUACCAAUUGCCAAUCAUGUCUAUCCAAUACAUUCGGUUGUACUUAUUGCGGUAAUGGUAUUUGUAGCAAGGCGCGAUGUCGUGAAACAUCUUUAGCUUCAACUGUAUCAUAUGAUACUCCUGCACAACAUCAACAGUUAACACCUUCUUAUACAUCGCCCUUAAUGACUGUUAAACGUUUAGACAAAUGUCCACAUUCUGAAGACUUUCUUAUUAGUUCUAUCUGCGAGCAACUACAUAGCUGUCAUGCUUGUUCAGCAAAUCUCGCUUGCAAUUGGGAACCUGAACAUAAUCGUUGUAGGCCGACAAAUUCGCAUGUUAAUCGUACAGUUGAAGAAAUUAUUUGUCCACCGCCAUGCGCUUCUCUAAAAACUUGCCACAACUGUACCGAAGAAGAUUGCAUAUGGUGUCAGAAUGAACAGCGUUGCGUUGAUCGUAAUGCGUAUACUGCGAGUUUUCCAUAUGGGCAAUGUCGUGAGUGGACAACACAUGCCUCUAAGUGCCGAUCCAUGCCAGCUGGUAUAACUACUACAGCACUCUCUAGUGCACAGUGUGGUUUUUAUAAUAGUUGUGCUCAGUGUUUAGAUGAUCCGGCAUGUGGCUGGUGUGAUGAUGGUUCUAACACUGGUCUUGGAAAGUGUAUAGUUGGUGGUGCUUUAGCACCUUAUGAUAAAACGGAAUGUCCACAUAAACAUUGGCAUUUUACGUCUUGUCCACCAUGCAACUGUAAUGGACAUUCGCACUGUAGUGAUCAUAUACAUUGUGAGCAACCGUGCUCAAAUUUGACUUAUGGCAAUCAUUGCGAUAAGUGUCGUAACGGUUAUUGGGGUAAUCCCAUAAAUGGUGGCCAAUGUCAAAAAUGUGAGUGCAAUAACCAAGGCGAGUAUUGUCAUCCAGAUACAGGAAAAUGUUAUUGUAAUACGAAGGGUAUAGUAGGUGAUCAUUGCGAGAAAUGUGAUUCACAAAAUCAUUACCAUGGUGAUCCAUUGAAAUCGUCCUGUUACUAUGAAUUGACUAUUGAUUAUCAAUUUACUUUUAAUUUAUCUAAAAAAGAGGAUCGUCAUUUUACACAAAUUAAUUUUCGAAACUCACCUGUAAAACCAGAAGUUGAUGCUGAUUUCACGAUUACAUGUAGUGUGCCGGCUAAAAUGGAUAUAUCUGUGAAGCGAGUCGGUGCACCUGAAAAACUAAUUUUUGUUGGCAUUAACUGUUCUACAUUCCGACAUCGUUUCCCGAAAACAGAAUACGCAUUUGGACAUUCACUCGAUGACAACAGCUCUUUGACGACAUUUUAUGUAUUUGUGCACGACUUCCAGCCACCCAUAUGGAUACAAAUUGCAUUUUCCCAAUACCCUAAAUUGAAUUUACAACAAUUUUUCAUUACAUUCUCUACUUGUUUUCUGCUAUUGCUGCUGAUGGCAGCGAUAUUGUGGAAAAUCAAACAGAAAUAUGAUAUGUUUAGAAGGAGACAACGUUUAUUUGUAGAAAUGGAGCAAAUGGCUAGUCGUCCAUUCUCACAGGUAUUGGUAGAGAUAGAAAAUCGGGAAACCAUUGAUUUAACUCAAACGAUGGAGGGCGUAACGCAUAUGUCGAAAAAGCGUAAAAAAGAUUGCCCAAGUCCAAUUGCUUUAGAACCCUGCAGUGGUAACCGCGCGGCUGUGCUGUCUUUAUUAGUGCGUUUACCGACAGGUGGUUUACAACAUGCACCCGCUGGUCAAUCAGCCGGUUUGGCUGUUGCUAGUGCGUUAGUCACAUUAGGAAACCCCAGGCGACCAUCUAUUGAGCAUCCGAAAGAAACAAAAUCCAAACGAAAACAAAGUCAGCACCCUGAUAGUUGUACAUAAUAAUUAACUUUAAUUAAGUUAAAAAUAUAUUGUUAAUAUUAAAUAAUUUAAAAGAAAAGCUGUAAACAAAAACAUUAUACACUGCAUACACAAAGACAGUAAGUUUAACAAAUGCAUGCGUUUAUAAUCAAAGAAAUAAUUUCUUAUACAAAGUUUAUGACAAAUGUAAAUUUUAUAAAGUUUCAUUUAUAAAUAUUAUGUAUACAUUAUGCUCUUGAUAAUUUGGACAAUAAUGUUCCAAGAGUUGCCCGGAUUGACAAAAAAUUUUGAUACUUACUAAUAAUGUAAUAAAUUACCAUAUACUAUAGUAUAAAGAUGGUGAUAUCUCGUGAGUGAUAAUUUAUGCAAGAUAUCUUGUACAUGUAUAACAUAUAUGACAAAAUGAACUUUCCAGUUCAUACCAUAUACCAUAUAUAAACAGCUAAGAGAGAAAACAAUUUAAAAAUAUUAUUCGUAUAGAAAUAAGAAAUACGAGAAUUAAGUUAAAGAAAGAAGUACAAAGUUUUGGGUCUGAAAUAUUAAAGUAAGUUUACCUGGAUUACAAAUUAUAAAUGAACAUUACGCCUGAAUACCGCGAAGUUCGGAUUAUCGAGAGCAUACUGUAUAUAUAUAUAAUAUUUAUUUAUAAUAAUAUAGUUAUAUAAU